Messenger RNA from Lipotes vexillifer (Yangtze River dolphin), 4548 nucleotides. It is a transcript of the gene SLC12A6, whose product is annotated as solute carrier family 12 member 6. Gene Ontology annotation, molecular function: potassium:chloride symporter activity. The record is from RefSeq and is a predicted model, not a curated record. The transcript is spliced from 26 exons. NCBI's taxonomy places the organism in Eukaryota, Metazoa, Chordata, Mammalia, Artiodactyla, Lipotidae. Gene Ontology annotation, cellular component: plasma membrane. Gene Ontology annotation, biological process: potassium ion homeostasis; chloride transmembrane transport; cell volume homeostasis. Bases 470 to 3895 code for a protein of 1141 amino acids.
UGCGCGCGCAUCCGAAUCAGCUGGCGCCGGGAUCCCGCACCUGCGACCUCCUGCUACCCUCCUCCUCGCCGCUCCCUCCUGCUCAGCCAGGGCCAGCCUGCGAGGCCGUCUCCUCUUCUGUUAGGACCCGAAGGAAGAACAGCGAAGGGGCUGACCUUGCGCCGGGGCCCUGGUAGGGGAGGAAAGCGUCUCCGGCAAAGGGGUGGCUCGUCCUAUCACACGCAGGAGAAACCCAGAAAACCGAUCGGGGGCUCGAUGGACUAGCAGCUACCUCCCACGACCCUGAACUGCAGUCCGCGGAGUAUCGAUCCGCUAGCCGCCUCCUCCCAGAUCCCAGGGACCUUUCUGCCAGAAGAGCGGGAGGGCCACCCCCGCAGACCUCUCGGAGGCAGGAAUCCGCUUUGCCCCUGCAACCUCCUCUCCUCACCCUUGUCUCAUUCUUUUCCAUCCAUAGUAAAACACCACCAAGAUGGCUUCAGUUCGGUUCAUGGUGACACCAACAAAGAUCGAUGACAUUCCAGGUUUGUCAGACACCAGCCCGGACCUCAGUUCUCGAUCCAGUUCCCGGGUAAGAUUUAGCUCCCGGGAAAGUGUACCUGAAACAAGCCGUAGUGAGCCUAUAAGUGAGAUGUCUGGAGCCACCAGUUCACUGGCGACUGUUGCACUGGAUCCGGCUAGUGACCGGACUUCUAACCCCCAGGAUGUUACUGAGGACCCGAGUCAGAACUCCAUCACAGGGGAACACAGCCAGCUGUUAGAUGAUGGACAUAAGAAAGCUCGAAAUGCUUACCUUAACAAUUCCAAUUAUGAAGAAGGAGAUGAAUAUUUUGAUAAAAAUUUGGCACUCUUUGAGGAAGAGAUGGACACCAGACCAAAGGUGUCUUCUCUCCUCAGCCGCUUGGCCAAUUACACUAACCUGACGCAAGGAGCAAAGGAACAUGAAGAGGCAGAGAACAUCACUGAAGGGAAAAAGAAGCCCACCAAGACCCCCCAAAUGGGUACUUUCAUGGGUGUUUACCUCCCAUGUCUACAAAAUAUUUUUGGAGUGAUCCUGUUUCUACGCCUUACAUGGGUGGUGGGCACAGCUGGAGUUCUGCAGGCCUUUGCAAUUGUCCUUAUCUGCUGCUGCUGUACAAUGUUGACUGCUAUCUCCAUGAGUGCCAUUGCCACUAAUGGAGUGGUGCCAGCUGGGGGCUCAUACUUUAUGAUUUCCCGAGCACUGGGCCCAGAGUUUGGUGGGGCUGUUGGCCUCUGCUUUUAUCUUGGUACCACAUUUGCAGCAGCCAUGUAUAUCCUUGGUGCCAUUGAAAUUUUUCUGGUAUAUAUUGUCCCCCAAGCUGCCAUCUUUCAUAGUGACGAUGCACUCAAGGAGUCAGCAGCCAUGCUAAAUAACAUGCGUGUCUAUGGCACAGCCUUCCUGGUCCUCAUGGUAUUGGUGGUAUUCAUCGGUGUACGCUAUGUGAACAAGUUUGCCUCACUCUUUCUGGCCUGUGUCAUUGUGUCCAUCUUGGCCAUCUAUGCUGGAGCCAUCAAGUCUUCUUUUGCCCCUCCACACUUCCCGGUCUGCAUGCUGGGCAACCGCACCCUUUCAUCAAGGCACAUUGAUAUUUGCUCCAAGACCAAGGAAAUUAACAACAUGACAGUACCGUCAAAGUUAUGGGGCUUCUUCUGUAAUUCAAGUCAGUUUUUCAAUGUCACCUGUGAUGAAUACUUUGUUCACAAUAAUGUCACUUCAAUCCAGGGCAUCCCUGGAUUGGCUAGCGGUGUCAUUACAGAGAAUCUUUGGAGUAAUUAUAUACCAAAGGGAGAGAUUAUUGAAAAGCCCUCAGCCAAAUCUUCCGAUGUCUUAGGCAGCUUAAACCAUGAAUAUGUCCUUGUUGACAUUACCACCUCUUUCACUCUUCUGGUGGGGAUCUUCUUUCCCUCUGUCACAGGUAUCAUGGCUGGAUCCAACAGAUCUGGAGAUCUGAAAGAUGCUCAAAAGUCUAUUCCCAUUGGCACUAUCCUCGCCAUCCUGACUACCUCCUUUGUUUAUUUAAGCAAUGUUGUCCUUUUUGGUGCAUGUAUUGAAGGUGUUGUUCUCAGAGACAAGUUUGGGGAUGCUGUGAAAGGUAAUCUCGUGGUGGGUACCUUAUCUUGGCCGUCCCCGUGGGUGAUCGUUAUUGGCUCCUUCUUCUCCACGUGUGGGGCUGGACUUCAGAGUCUCACAGGUGCACCGAGGCUGCUACAGGCUAUAGCCAAGGAUAACAUCAUACCCUUUCUGAGGGUGUUUGGUCACAGCAAAGCCAAUGGGGAACCUACCUGGGCUUUACUUCUAACUGCUGCCAUUGCAGAGCUGGGAAUCCUUAUCGCCUCCCUGGAUCUUGUGGCCCCAAUUCUUUCCAUGUUUUUUCUCAUGUGUUACCUCUUCGUGAACUUGGCAUGUGCCUUGCAAACAUUACUUCGAACACCCAACUGGAGACCCCGGUUCCGCUACUACCACUGGGCCCUCUCUUUCAUGGGAAUGAGUAUCUGUCUGGCUCUGAUGUUUAUUUCUUCCUGGUAUUAUGCCAUCGUAGCUAUGGUAAUAGCUGGUAUGAUCUACAAGUACAUCGAGUACCAAGGAGCUGAGAAAGAAUGGGGUGAUGGUAUCCGCGGGCUGUCCCUCAGUGCAGCCCGAUUUGCUUUGCUUCGGCUGGAAGAAGGACCUCCACACACUAAAAACUGGAGGCCUCAGUUGCUUGUACUGCUGAAACUAGAUGAAGACCUACAUGUCAAGCAUCCUCGCCUCCUCACCUUUGCUUCACAGCUUAAGGCAGGAAAGGGUCUCACUAUUGUGGGCUCUGUCAUCGUGGGGAACUUCCUGGAGAACUACGGUGAAGCUUUAGCUGCUGAGCAGACCAUAAAGCAUCUAAUGGAGGCAGAGAAGGUGAAAGGAUUCUCCCAGCUGGUGGUGGCCGCCAAGCUGAGAGAGGGCAUUUCCCACCUCAUCCAGUCAUGUGGCCUUGGGGGCAUGAAGCACAACACAGUGGUGAUGGGGUGGCCAAAUGGCUGGCGCCAGAGUGAAGAUGCUCGAGCUUGGAAGACUUUUAUUGGCACAGUUCGAGUGACAACUGCUGCCCAUCUGGCCCUGCUGGUGGCUAAAAACAUCUCCUUCUUUCCCAGCAAUGUGGAGCAGUUUUCUGAGGGCAACAUUGAUGUGUGGUGGAUCGUGCAUGAUGGGGGGAUGCUCAUGCUCUUACCAUUCCUACUGAAACAGCACAAGGUGUGGCGAAAAUGCAGCAUACGGAUCUUCACAGUAGCCCAACUAGAAGACAACAGUAUUCAGAUGAAGAAGGACCUGGCCACCUUCCUGUAUCACCUUCGCAUUGAGGCAGAGGUGGAAGUGGUGGAGAUGCAUGACAGUGACAUAUCAGCUUAUACUUACGAGCGCACCCUGAUGAUGGAGCAAAGGUCCCAGAUGCUCCGGCACAUGCGACUAUCCAAAACAGAGCGGGACAGAGAGGCACAGCUGGUAAAAGAUCGGAAUUCAAUGCUACGAUUGACCAGCAUUGGCUCUGAUGAGGAUGAAGAGACAGAGACCUAUCAGGAGAAGGUGCACAUGACCUGGACGAAAGACAAGUACAUGGCAUCCCGGGGGCAAAAGGCCAAGUCAAUGGAAGGAUUCCAGGACCUACUUAACAUGCGUCCGGACCAGUCCAAUGUGAGGCGGAUGCAUACAGCAGUGAAGCUCAAUGAGGUUAUAGUUAACAAGUCCCAUGAAGCAAAGCUGGUUUUGUUGAAUAUGCCAGGGCCACCCCGAAACCCUGAGGGUGAUGAAAACUACAUGGAGUUCCUAGAAGUGCUCACUGAAGGACUAGAGCGAGUCCUUCUUGUCCGAGGUGGUGGCAGUGAAGUGAUCACCAUUUAUUCAUAAUCUACCCCUGAAUGACUCUGCUGGGCCUCACCUUUCCAAAAAGGCUUCCAUCCUCCAUGGAAGUGCCAGCUCUUUACUACCACUUCCAUCAACUAGAGACCUGUGUUCUGUGUACAUCACGCUGAACUCUUAAUGAGGUGAGCCUCAAGUGCUUGUGCAGAAAAGUACAAACAGAUCUGCUCUUUGCUACCAUAUGACCUGCUGUCCUUAAAGAAGAAGCAGAUAUUCCCUCAACCUCAGAACAAUGCUCAAGUCCUACAAGCCAUGCCUGUACCAGAUAAAGGCAAGUUAGAAUUAACAAGCUAAACCAAUAAAAUGAAUUGGCAAAAGGGAUGCUAGAAAUUCAACUGAAGACAAAAGACAAGUACACAUCUGACAUCAAAGAUGAGUCUCAGAAGUCACGAUUCAAUGAUGACACACCAUGGGGGUAACAGCCAGAGAGACACAGCCUCAUUAUACUAAAGAAUUCAUGGCCAAGUACACGGGGAGCUAACAUCUUUGUGGAGACAUCCGUGGCAAGCCAAGAUGAAAAUUUUUGUCAGUGUAUCCACUGCUCUCCAGGACUCUAAUUUUACAUUAGGGUACUAAUAUAUAAAAACGGAAACAUGAAACUGCAGCCCCUACUUCCUCCAGAAUAAGAUUCCCCCAAAAUA